AUGUGUUAUUGUCUUCAGAAAAUUGGCCGUCUGCUGUGCAGAGAGGUAGAAGUAGAAGAGUUUGUAGUUGAUUUUGAGAAGGCCAUGUGGAAGGCCCUACGCUACGUGUUCGGCGAGAACGCCAAGAUCCAUGGCUGUGCCUUCCAUUGGGGGCAAGCUGUUUGGCGCCAAGUGCAGGCUACGGGGCUCGCUACCGAGUACGCCACGAGAAGAGAAACGUACGCAUACAUAAGGAAAAUAAUGUGUCUGCCGUUCUUACCGGCAGAACACAUUCCCGAGGUGUUCGAGUCCAUGGUCGACAUCGCGCCUCGCAGAUUUGAUGGACUUUUGAGCUACAUACGCUCAACAUGGUUCGUGUCUUCAACUUGGCCUGUGCCAUGCUGGUCGGUGUUCGGCAUGAGCAUUCAAACCAACAACGACGUAGAAGGUUGGCACAGACGUCUCAAUAGGAGAGCGGGGAUUGCCCCUCUCAUGUACCUCUUCAUCCGUCUUCUUUCUGACGAGGCAAACGUUGCACUUCGGAACGUACAGCUGGUUACGGAGCUGCAACUGACUCGCUACCAGCGACGCCAGCAGAAAACCAUGCAAGGCCAGAUUGCCAGGUUGUGGUCAUUUUACAGGCGGGGCGAGGUAUGCGCAACGGCACUACUGAAACAGAUGAGCACAAAGUACAAGCACUGUGCUUGA
Dreissena polymorpha is the source of this 687-nucleotide messenger RNA. RefSeq lists its product as uncharacterized. The transcript is spliced from 3 exons. The record is from RefSeq and is a predicted model, not a curated record. Bases 1 to 687 code for a protein of 228 amino acids. Lineage: Eukaryota; Metazoa; Mollusca; Bivalvia; Myida; Dreissenidae.